This is a messenger RNA of Anoplopoma fimbria (sablefish), 1210 nucleotides long. RefSeq names its product hydroxyacylglutathione hydrolase-like protein. Bases 1 to 834 code for a protein of 277 amino acids. The record is from RefSeq and is a predicted model, not a curated record. The transcript is spliced from 8 exons. Gene Ontology annotation, molecular function: hydroxyacylglutathione hydrolase activity. Lineage: Eukaryota; Metazoa; Chordata; Actinopteri; Perciformes; Anoplopomatidae.
AUGAAGGUAAAGGUGAUUUCCAUCCUGGAGGACAACUACAUGUACCUGGUGAUAGAGGAGCAGAGUAAACAGGCCAUAGCUGUGGACCCUGCGGUACCACACCGGCUGUUAGAAAUUGUGAAGAGAGAGGGCUUGUCCCUGAUGGCGGUCCUCACCACACACCAUCACUGGGACCAUGCUCGGGGGAACGAGGCUCUGCUGAAGGACGUUCCUGGUCUGAGGGUGUACGGGGGAGACGAUCGGAUCGGGGGCCUGACGGAUAAGGUAACCGACGCCCAGGAACUCAAGUUCAACUCCAUCAAUGUGAGAUGCCUGUUCACUCCCUGCCAUACCUCUGGUCACAUGUGCUACUUUGUUUGGGAGGACGAGUGCACUGACGCCCCUGCUGUGUUCACAGGGGAUACGUUGUUUAUCGGCGGAUGCGGGCGGUUUAUUGAGGGAACGGCAGAACAGAUGUACCACAAUCUCACCCAGGUGCUGGGCUCCCUACCUCAAGACACGAAGGUGUUCUGUGGACACGAGUACACCAUUAAGAACCUGAAGUUUGCCAUGCUGGUGGAGCCGGAGAAUGAAAAGGUUAAAGAGAUGCUGAGCUGGGCCAGGGCCAGAGAUGAUGAUGACAAACCCACAGUGCCGUCCACACUAAUGGAGGAGUUUGAGUACAACCCUUUUCUUCGCCUCACGGAGGAAGGAGUUCAAAAGUUCACUGGGAAGACAGACCCCAUAGAGGUGCUGAGGGUCCUGAGGAAGGAGAAGGACAAAUUUAAGAAGCCAAAGGAGAGACUUCCUCACCACGCCAUGUUGGCUUUGGAGUGGGGGCUUCUCAGACCCUGAGAUCCAGUUUAAGAAAUCUGAAUAUGUGACAUACUCAACUAUCAGGGAGGAAAAGUUUGAAUGACAGAAUGCAGCAAGACACAACUCUGCAGAGUGUGUUUGUGCUUUAACCUUAAAUGUAACCAGUUUAUACAGCUGGGAACCUGGUUGACCCCCAUGUCUGUUGUUUUAGUAAUCAUAAAACAUGUUACGCUCAAAAAAAGCCAGUGUGAAGCUACAUUAGAUGUUCCUUAAUGGAAUAAGUUAUGCACAAACUAACUGCAUACUUGCAGUUGGUUAAAAAAUAGAUUCUAAUCUAUUUUAUGUAUUUAAUGCUUUAAAUAACUGGUUUGAGGAGAAAAUAAUGUAUAAUUUACAUGUUUUAUAGGAUGCAAUU